UUUAACCUCUGAGGCAAAACAAACCGAGCUAAAAAGUGUGAGAACGAGGAUACAGAUAUUGUAUAAAAAGCGAUUUAAAAUUUAUAAAUAUGAAUUUUGGGAAUAGAACUAAGAGACAGAAGAGGAUAAAGGUUGAAAAUAGUGAUCCAUCGGAAAGAAAGUAUGCUCAUACCAUUCAGUUUUAUCGUGAACCUCCGACCGAUAACAUCUCUCUUCAAGAAUUUGAGGACCUUGCUAUUCAGCGUCUAAAGGUUCUUAAAGUCAUUGAGUCAAUGUCGUUUAAAGAAAAAAAGGGAUCAAAACAAUACCAGAAAGCUCUUGAAACAGAAUUCGCUAAAGACAAAUUUCUACCAAAAGCUAAGUUUCAAGGUGGAAAUACGGCAGCAGAAAUUCAGAAGAGACGUUCCGACCACAUAUCCCACUACAUCCUUCGACUAGCGUAUUGCAAAUCAGAUGAGUUAAGGAGAUGGUUCAUAACUCAAGAACUUGAGUUGUUUCGAUUUCGGUUCCUAGACGAAAACGUUGAUCUCAGAACACAGUUUUUGAUUGACAACGAUCUCAACUAUGAGCCUAUUGAUGCACAAGAGAAGGAAGCAAUUAAAAAGCAGUUGGUUGAAUCCAGUUACAGCAUGACAGAAAUGAGUAUUGCAGGAGUAGAUUUUUAUAAGGUUCCUUUCACUGAAGCACUCGAUCUUGUCAGAUUGAGGAAGAUUUUUGUUAAGAAGGGCUAUGCAUACGUACCGAACAAUGAGCUAGUGUCAAUUGUAUUGAGCGCGUACCGUGCUCACCUGUCACAUGCACUUGCCCUGACGGCGCGAGCGGUUCCACAACUUGAAGAAGACAACCGACUUCUCCCUCUUCUCAACAAUCUAAGUAAGCAGUACCUUGGACAGGACUAUGGAAACAAGCAGACAAAUGCUGGUAAAGUUUCCAUAGGGGAAUUGGAAAGUUUAUCUCGCAAGUCCUUCCCACUGUGCAUGCGCCACCUACACGCUUCCUUGAAGGAGAAUCAUCACCUCCGCUACUGGGGGCGUAUGCAGUACGGCCUCUUUCUCAAAGCCAUUGGGAUCACGUUAGAACAAGCACUCAUAUUUUGGAGGUCAGAGUUCAGUAAGGUGAUGGAUGUUGAUAAGUUUGACAAGCAGUAUGCGUACAACAUCCGCCACAACUAUGGUAAAGAGGGCAAACGUGUUGAUUACACGCCAUACAGCUGUAUGAAGAUUAUUAUGUCCAAUCCUCCCGCUACUGGGGACCAUCACGGCUGUCCAUUUCGCCACACUGAUGCUACCAUCCUCAAGCAGCAGUUGUCCACCUACAAUGUCCCUAAGGAUGGUAUUGAUUCUAUCAUGGGUUACAUGAAUGGUGGACAUUGCCAGCUGGCUUGCUCGAGAUACUUUGAUAUUACACAUCAGUUGCCAGAAGGAACUACAUCUAUACAACAUCCAAAUCACUACUUUGAAGAAAGUAGGAAAGUGUUGACUGGGGAGAGACCAUCUAAAGAAGCGUUUGCCUCGCAGUCGUCACAGAUGAGCAGUGCUACUCGUGGGUCACAAGACAGUCAACCUUCUGCGGUCGGUGAUGACUUCGGUGACGAGACCGGUUUUUCAUUGGACGACCUGGACAAGAUGGAGGCGGAAUUAGUGUGACAUGCCCUGAGGAGUCAGCAUUAAUGAAACAAUUGAUUAUGCUGUGCAAGUUGUAUUCUACUAAGUCUCAUGUUACAAAUAAUGGUAGUGUAUUUUAAGGACUCGCAGUAUAUUAAUCUAUAGAAGUGUCAUUUUGGGAUUCAAAUGUAAAGUUAAACUUACGACUGGUAAUAUUUUGUUAUUUCGUUUAACCUCGACAGUGUUUUAACACCGUUUUUAUUUAAUUAUAAUAUAAAUUUUUUAUAGAAUCUAAAUUAAUCAAAUUAGUCUGCCAGAAUAUACUGUAUAUAUAUCAAAAGCCCGAAAUAAAAGUGCUCCUUAUCCUUCGUAAAUUACCGAACAUUGCUUCCGAUAAGCUGAACGCCAACAUCCCUAUAUUCUUUACAUACUGAUUUGAUUUUCCAGUCGGUUUGGUAGGCCUUCUGAGCCGUAUAUUUGGAUUAGGUGUGAAUCAGAUAUAUAAAAUAUCUUACUAAAUCAUCCUUCAGUAGGAUAGUAUUUUUGGAUUAAAGAAGGAAGUUCUUCAUCUCAGAGCCUUGGGAUGAACAGUGACUGAGAAAUUAUGUUUCCUUUGGCCUUCCAGUGAAAGAGUCUCUAAUGAACAAACAGAAAAUUAAGGCUGCUAUGCAGUUUUACCUUAUGAGACUUGUCAUCCCAAAACCAGCGUGCUGUUUGCUAAAUGUUAACUGAUUAAUUUGCACAAGAAUGUAUUGUACCAGUUUUGUAUACAGUACUUUAGUAUGAGAAGCCGUAAUACUUUUACUCAUAACCUUGGCAAAAGUCAACUCCCAUCAUUUUAAAGCUUAUACAGAAAUGUGCAAAAUAAGAAUAUAUUAAA
Anneissia japonica is the source of this 2484-nucleotide messenger RNA. Its product is annotated as DNA primase large subunit-like. Bases 90 to 1646 code for a protein of 518 amino acids. Gene Ontology annotation, biological process: DNA replication, synthesis of primer. Gene Ontology annotation, cellular component: alpha DNA polymerase:primase complex. The transcript has 13 exons. The record is from RefSeq and is a predicted model, not a curated record. Lineage: Eukaryota; Metazoa; Echinodermata; Crinoidea; Comatulida; Comatulidae.